This is a messenger RNA of Microthlaspi erraticum, 1905 nucleotides long. The record is from the annotation of a GenBank genome assembly. Lineage: Eukaryota; Viridiplantae; Streptophyta; Magnoliopsida; Brassicales; Brassicaceae.
AUGUUAUCGAAUCCCCUGCGUUUCUCGUCUCGUCUCCUUUCUCAGUUCAAAGUAUCUCAGGGUCUAUGUUCUGUUCCGGCACCGGUCGUAUACGAAGAUUCCGACGAUCUCCUCUUCGGCAGGAGUAGCAGUGGCUUCAGUGUUUUUGACCUCCUCGAGAGCAAUGAUAUUCCCGCCGUUAGACGUCUCUACAACACGCUGUUGAAGGAAUGCGCCGUCUCCAAGCGACUCGCUCAGGGGAAGAUCAUUCACGGCCAUGUUACCAAGUCUCUGUUUUGCUCCGGCCUUGUUACGAACAACACGCUCCUCAACAUGUAUGCCAAAUGCGGAAGCUUGGAAGAGGCUCGCAAGGUGUUCGACCAAAUGCCUCAAAGAGACUUUGUCACUUGGACCACUUUGAUUUCUGGUUACUCACAGCAUCACCGACCCCGUGAUGCUCUGCUGCUGUUUAAUCAGAUGCUGAGUGACGGAUUCAGUCCCAAUGAGUUCACUUUAUCUAGCGUGGUGAAAGCUGCUGCAGCUGAGCCUGGAGGCUGUUGUGGUCACCAACUUCACGGCUUCUCUCUCAAGUCCGGAUUCGAUUUGAAUGUUCACGUUGGUAGCUCUCUGCUUGACCUUUACACACGUUAUGGUCUUAUGGACGAUGCACAGUUGGUCUUUGAUGCGCUUGAGAGCAGGAACGAUGUUUCUUGGAAUGCACUGAUCGCUGGACACGCUAGGAGAAGUGGUACAGAGAAGGCUCUUGAGCUUUUUCAGCUGAUGCUUAGAGAAGGUUUCAGACCUUCCCAUUUCUCGUACUCUAGCAUCUUUGGCGCUUGUUCGAGCACAGGGUUCUUGGAGCAAGGGAAAUGGGUUCACGCGUAUAUGAUCAAAUCCGGUGAAAAGCUUGUGGCUUUCGCAGGGAACACUCUUAUUGACAUGUAUGCAAAAUCAGGAAGCAUCCAUGACGCGAGGAAGAUAUUCGAUAGGUUGGCUAAAAGGGAUGUGGUGUCUUGGAACUCUCUGCUCACUGCUCUUGCUCAACAUGGACUUGGCAAAGAAGCAUUGUACUUGUUUGAAGAAAUGAGAAAGGCCGAGAUUGCUCCCAAUGAAAUCUCGUUUCUCUCUGUGCUUACUGCUUGUAGCCAUUCUGGUUUGCUAGAUGAAGGGUGGCAUUACUUUGAAUUGAUGAAGAAAGAUGGGAUAGUACCUAAGGCUUGGCACUAUGUCACCAUUGUAGAUCUUCUUGGGCGGGCGGGUGAUUUUGAGAGGGGAAUGAGGUUUAUCAGAGAGAUGCCAAUAGAGCCCACUGCAGCUAUAUGGAAAGCUUUGCUUAAUGCUUGUAGAAUGCAUAAGGAUAUGGAAUUGGGAGCUUAUGCAGCAGAACGAGUAUUUGAACUUGACCCUGAUGACCCUGGCCCUCAUGUGAUACUGUAUAACAUCUAUGCAUCUGGUGGGAGAUGGAACGAGGCUGCAAGAGUGAGAAAGAAGAUGAAGGAAAGUGGAGUGAAGAAGGAACCUGCUUGCAGUUGGGUAGAGAUUGAGAAUGCUAUCCACAUGUUUGUGGCGAAUGAUGAAUGUCAUCCUCAGAGGGAGGAGAUUGGUCGCAAGUGGGAAGAGAUUUAUGCAAAGAUCAAGGAGUUGGGAUAUGUGCCAGAUACGAGCCAUGUAGUAGUCCAUGUGGAUCAACAGGAGAGGGAAGUGAAUUUGCAAUAUCAUAGCGAGAAAAUUGCCUUGGCGUUUGCACUUCUCAACACACCUCCUGGAUCAACCAUACACAUAAAGAAGAACAUCCGUGUCUGUGGAGAUUGUCAUUCAGCGAUCAAGUUGGCUUCAAAGGUGGUUCAGAGGGAAAUCAUUGUGAGAGACACAAAUCGGUUCCACCAUUUUAGGGAUGGUAGUUGCUCUUGCAAUGAUUAUUGGUGA